CCAAUUUUUUAAAUCCCUCUUUUAAUUUUCUUUCUAAUGAAGGAACUAGAGCAUGCCAAAAACCGAGGAGCGAAAAUUUAUGCAGAGGUUCGUGGCUACGGGAUGUCAGGUGAUGCACAUCACAUUACUCAACCACACAGUGAUGGAAGAGGUGCUAUUUUGGCCAUGACACGUGCCUUGAAACAGUCUGGUCUUCAUCCUAACCAAGUAGAUUAUCUGAAUGCACAUGCUACUUCUACACCUUUGGGCGAUAAAGUAGAAGCCACUGCUAUCAGAACUGUGUUCUCUGACCAUGCAACCUCAGGUGCUUUGGCCUUUUCAUCCACAAAGGGCGCUAUUGGUCAUCUCCUUGGGGCAGCUGGAGCUGUUGAAGCAAUUUUUACUGUUUUAGCCAUACACCAUGUAAGACAUUUUGAUGAACUAUCUUCUUUGAUAUUCUGCUAAACUUUCAAAUAGUUAUUAAUGGUACCGGACUUUUCAGAAAGCUCACUAGAAAGCUAUUCUAAUAAGUACUUUCAACAGGAGUGGAGUUAUGAAGAUGUGCGUGGUUAUGUGCUUGAUUUGAUCAGUUGCCUUCCUUUCUCAUAAUAAUUACGUGGAACUUAGUGGAAAACCUGGAAUUUAGGUCAUGUUUGGUUCAAUGGAUACUCUUUGAUAAAAAUAUGACAAUAAGGUAAAGUGGAAGAGAGUAACAAUUAGGGAUGGAUUCCAUGCUUGCAUCUGGGAUUAGAUAUUACCACUUCUCCCUAAGUUUUAGUUUUUCUUGUCCUAUCACCACUUAAUUAGUAAAACAAAGAAAAAGAAAAAAAAAAAGGCACAAGCGUGGAAAUGGAAUAGCGAUUCCCAUCCUAGGUUGCCACUUUCUAAUGUAAUAACCAUUCCAUUAAACCAAACAUGACUUUUCUGUAGUCUGCUCCCUGCUUUCUGUUGAGUGGCUAAUGUGCCUGCUUCCAAAAGUAAAAGGGAAAGGAGAAGAACUUAUCUCUUAGAAGUCUUGGUGCUUGACUUUCCUGAAUUUUUACUUCUAACGAAGCUAAUAGUUUUUGUUCUUUUUUUCUUAUUCUUUUUAUUUUUUCGGUAUAUUAUUGCAGGGAGUUGCACCUUUAACGCUUAAUGUCAGUGAACCAGAUCCCAUUUUUGAUGAUGCUUUCUUGCCUCUGACUGCUUCAAAAAAGAUGCCGAUUAGAGUGGGCUUGUCCAACUCAUUUGGGUUUGGAGGAACUAACACAUCCUUGCUUUUUGCUUCUCCCUCAUGAAAUAGAAUGGAUUAAAUGUUGUAUUUUCCUGCUCUAGUUCAAAAUUAGAAGCAUCAUGUUAUUUCUGGGGUUGGAUGACAAUCUGCAUUACAAUCACAGUUCCAAGACAGCCAUCUGAUUGGCUAUCUUGGAAAAUUUUGGUAUUUUUAUUCUCUUUUUUGGCUAAUAACAUUAUUGAAACUUC
Messenger RNA from Rubroshorea leprosula, 1440 nucleotides. Lineage: Eukaryota; Viridiplantae; Streptophyta; Magnoliopsida; Malvales; Dipterocarpaceae. The record is from the annotation of a GenBank genome assembly.